Messenger RNA from Arachis ipaensis, 1440 nucleotides. RefSeq lists its product as uncharacterized. Lineage: Eukaryota; Viridiplantae; Streptophyta; Magnoliopsida; Fabales; Fabaceae. Gene Ontology annotation, molecular function: transposase activity; DNA binding. The record is from RefSeq and is a predicted model, not a curated record. Gene Ontology annotation, biological process: DNA transposition.
AUGGUGUAUAGAGCAGUAGUGGAGGUCAGGGAUAAGAUAAUGAAAAACAAGAAGGAACAAUACAAGAGAAUGAGGGACUAUUGUGAGCAGAUUCUGAGUAGUAAUCCAGGAUCAUCCGCAAGACUGGAGGUCAUGCCAAUUCCAAAAGCCCCCCUUGUGAUUGACAAAUUAUACGUAUGCUUAGAUGCUUGUAAGAAAGGGUUCAAAGAUGGGUGCAUGCCUUUGCUGCACCUGGAUGGUUGUUUUCUGAAAACAUAUUACAUGGGCUGGCUUCUAGUAGUAGUUGCGCAAGACGCAAACAACCAAUUUUAUGUUGUUGCAUACGGGGAGGACAUAGGAGAUGAUGUAAAUCACGGCUGGAACUUCAUAUCGGACCAACAGAAGGGUUUACUCCCUGCCCUAAAGGAGGUCAUGCCACAUGCAAAGCUACGCAACUGCGUCAUGCACAUGUGGAAAAAUUUCAUAAACCGGUUCAAGGACUUGUACAUAAGAGAGGUUGUAUGGGAGUGUGCCAGAUGCACUACAGUUGCGAAAUUCAAGGAAUGUAUGGAAAGGCUGAAGGCAGUGAACCAGGGUGCUUGGGAUUACCUCAGUAAGUUUGAUCCAAAAACAUGGGUAAAUGCUUACUUCUCGCAUGGGCCAAAGGUUGAUAACCUCACAAAUAACAUGUGUGAGGUGUUUAAUGCCAAAAUUGUGAACUACCGAUGCAAGCCAAUCCUUACCAUGUAUGAAGAAAUCAGGUGUUACCUGAUGAGGAGGAUGGUGAAUCACAAGCGAGUGUCAGGCAACCACCCUGGCAAGUUAGCACCAGUCCAGCAAAAGAGAAUGGAGAGAUUAAUCAACCUUAGCACUAAGUGGACGGCAGAAUGGGUUGGAGACAACGAGAGGAAAAGGUUUGAGGUGAGCCGCAAAGCUAGCAAGGUUGAUGUAGACCUCAUUAAGUACACCUGCUCCUGCAACCGAUGGCAACUCACUGGAUUCUUCAAGCAGCCAACCAGGCAACACAACACCCCAGCAACAAGCAACCACUGUAAUUAUGCAGUUGUUCUGAGUGCAGCUCGACCAAGUCAGGCAAAAGUUGCACCAGUUCCAACCAGGGUUACUAGAUCCACCCUUGUCAUAGCACCACCAGGGCCAACAGUCAUUCUAUUUAGGCCACCGGCCCCGACUUCAACCCCUCCGUUUAAAGCUCCAGGCAAGGCUCCAUCCAUGGUAAACAACACAAUUCGGCCGAAACCAUCAAAAUUCAGAUCAAAGCAGAAGAUUUUCAGGCCGCCGGCUCUACUGGUUCAAGGACCAUCUAACACACAGCAGGGUGCACCAGCUCAGGAACUCUCCCAAAGAACAACUUCAUCUAACACCCAAACUGCUGCACACAAUCAGGAGGCUCCACUACUAACUGUACCAAGUGAGCCAACAUCUAAGGCAUCUAAUGAGUGA